AGCGCGGUGGUGUGUGACGUCACUGCAUGUGUGGCCACGUGACAAGAAGUUAGUGACGUCACAGCCGGGAGUGACGUCGAUGGUGACGUCACGCACGACGGUUUGACGCGAGCGAGCGACUAGCGAGCAAGCACGCAGCACGGACGACGGGCACGGGCGAGACGCGAAGAAUGGCGCGUCCUGGUGAACGGCUCGUCUCUUUGGUGAACAUGAUCUACGGCUGGUUCGGCGCCUGGGGAGACGAUGCCCUCAACCCCUGCGCCAGCUGCUCUUGCGAGCUGCCACGUUCUGCGAAUCCCGCCGUGACCGGAGCGGCAGUGACUGCCGUACUGCUCUUGGCCUGGCUCAUGUCGGUGAUGCUUCUGAGCCUGCUCACCGUCUGUUUCCGCAGGAACCGUGGACUUCACCGCGAGAACGAAUCCUUCUGGUUCCAGAUCGAGAAGCUGCGUUGCCAGCUGCAGAAGCAAGAGGACGAGUUGAUCACCCAGCGGAAGCAACUCGCACGGCAGCACGUCGAUGAAAUGAAGCAUCUGGCCACAAGAUGCAUCACCGCCGUCCACGGCGCCCCCAACAUCGUCAUGUCCUUCAAACUGGCCUUCGGAUGUAUCAAGAGAUACAUCACCGCCGUCGGCACAUCCGCCACCACCGUCACCGGAGCUGUCAGCACCGUCACCAAGUGCUGCACGGAUGCCGCUCGAUGCAUCCACAGGCCCAUCGAUGCCAUCAUAAACUCUGCCAGCUCUGCCACCUCCUUCACCGCGACAAGAUCCUCCACUGCCAACCCCACCGCCACCACCGGAUCCAUCACCCAUGCCACGGCUGCCACCACCCCCACCACCCACGUCAGACGCUAUAGAUGCAAGGGCUGGAACAGACUUGUAAAGCCUGCCAGUUCCAGCAUCAGAAGGAGCUCAAGAAAAUGUGUUAAACAUUUUAAAUAGGCAAUAUCGUUUUCCCAUAACUGUACAUAACCUCAAUGAAAUAGCUGGAAAUUCUGUCUUUGAUCACCAAUGAAUACUGGCAUGGCACACAACAGGGUGGGUGGCCAACACCAUGCCCCUGGCUACUUUUGCCUCCCCAGAACUGAUGCUCACAUACUGCUCUGGCUACUUAUUUAAGGCAGAGUCGAGCUAGGGGAGGCCCAAGACAAGUUCAGACAUUCAUCGACAGUCUGCAGCUACUCCUAGAGCGAACGCAGUAGCGGCUCUUUCGCAACGUUCUUCACUUCGUUGUGCAUUUUCUUCAAAUUUCACAAAAAAAUGCUGCAUCCUUUUGCUGCGUUUGCUGACCGUCGUCCAGGAACCAAUAAGGUCAUUGGCGCGGGGGUCACCUGUACAGGAGAAACCGGGUGGCUCAAACCCGGAUUCAAACCCAGGAUGUCAGCACCGCUGGCUUCGCGCUUCCUGUCGCAUGUUCUAGUCUUUGUCAUGUAUUGUGAUUCAAUACAAAUAAAAUGUACCUUAAUAUGUACCUUCAUAUGAUGUUGGAUUCCGAUUAUAAUUUAUUUCAUGUAUUGUCACUGGAAUUUAACGAGGCGUUGGAUCUGUAGUGAAAAUGUGUUAACUUUACGGACGCAUUAACAUACUGUACACAGUCAUGAAUGUCGGUGGUUGGGCAGAGAAACUCACUACAUGAGAAACCCGGUGGCUGAAACCCGGAUUCGAACCCAAUCUGUCAAUACUACUGGCUUAGUGCUUCAUGUCAUAUGUUAUAGUCUUUGCCAUUCUGUAUUGAUAAUAAAUGCAAAUUAAAUAUAACUGAAUAUGUAUCUUCAUAUGAUGUUGAAUUUGUAUUUCACAAGACCAGUUCAGACAUUCGUCAGCAACGUUGCCUGGUCGUUGGAAUUGAAUGGGUCAAUGGAUCUGCAGUGCAAUGCGCUAACUUUACGGAUGCAUGAACACAUACAGUUAUGAAUGUCGAUGGUUAGGCAGAGAAAAACUGACUUCAGGAGAAACCAGAUAGGUGAAACCUGGAAUGGACCCCAGGCUGUCAGUACUGCUGGCUUAAUGCUUCAUGUCGCAUG
Messenger RNA from Petromyzon marinus (sea lamprey), 2023 nucleotides. RefSeq lists its product as uncharacterized. NCBI's taxonomy places the organism in Eukaryota, Metazoa, Chordata, Hyperoartia, Petromyzontiformes, Petromyzontidae. The record is from RefSeq and is a predicted model, not a curated record.